ACAACUGCGGUGAUCAUUCCCAGGACUCUUUCAACAUUUUUAUCUCCAUCAACACAGCUGGUCAGCUAAAAGCAGGAAAGAUGGGCAACUUUACUCCUGUCUUGGGGCUGGGUUUGCUGUUCUUGGUAGGAAUUGAUGCAUCGUGCGAAAUCAUCCCUGACGUGGAGUGCAUGGUAGGUGGGUCCAUCAAGGAGAAUCUACCUAAUCGUGUUUCAACCACGUGCACGAAGUGUAUUUGCAUCGAGUACAAACAAGCCACUGCUGUCCAGUGCUGUUCCAUUGCUCUGGUACCAACGGGCUACGAUAAACUCAGAUGUGAGGUCAAGCUGAACGACAGGAAGUGCAUCUACACCGUCAGGGAGAUCGAACCACCGCACAAGCCGUGCCGCUUUUCUGGCUACAUCAUGUAGCCCGACACUUCGAGCCAGAUGUGUGUCGAAAGGUUGCUUGGUGGGCGGUGUAAAAACUUUAAACCAGAUCUUCUUAAGUAAUAAAAAAUGGUUUUCUAUCACAGAGACCCCAGUGGACUGCCUGGUAAAACAAUGCAAAUUAUUACGACUUAAUCUUUGGCGGGCUAAUCAGCUUCAAGGAAAGUGCAUACGAUCCUUUCUUUCUUUAAGAUUCCGUUUACAAGAAAAUUCCUAUUAUAUAAAAUAUCCCCUAAUAUAAAUUCGUGUGAAGAAAGAAAAAUGUUAAUUAGAAAAUGAUUUCCCGUCUCUUCUCCCUGCUUCUUUCCCUAGGUUAAACUCGCUGUCCCCGAUUUCUCACUGAAAUGCGUAAUCUUUAAUUCCUCCAUCAAUAAUUUCGAGAAAUCAUAUUAAUAUCAAACCUUCUUUAAUUGAUUCAAACAGGGGGGAAAUGGUGAGUUUACAUGCUAACCGCUUUGCUGUUGGCUGGCCAAAGCGUACACCUGACAUGCAAUGCAAGGACAUUGAUUUUUCCCCGGUGUUUUUGCCGUCUGGAGAAACAACAGAUGGGGUAACUAUAUGUGAAGUAGCCGUGCAUGGUGGCGACGGGGACGCACGCCCACGCUCCAUCUCUACUCCGCCAUGUUAGAGUUAGGACCGAAAAUAUAGAUUAGUGUAUGUAAUUAUUUGAACUUACAUGUAGAUCGGAAGGA
This is a messenger RNA of Acanthaster planci (crown-of-thorns starfish), 1120 nucleotides long. RefSeq names its product beta-microseminoprotein-like. NCBI's taxonomy places the organism in Eukaryota, Metazoa, Echinodermata, Asteroidea, Valvatida, Acanthasteridae. The record is from RefSeq and is a predicted model, not a curated record.